CCUAUCAAAUUCCUCCUUUACAUCAGGUUCCUAUCAGAGUUCCCCCUUACAUGAGGGUCUCCAUCAGAGUGCCUCCUUACAUUAGGGUCCCUAUCAGAGUGCCCCCUUACAUCAGGAUCCCCAUCAGAGCACCCCUUUACAUCAAGUGUCCCCAUCAGAGUGCCCCCUUACAUCAGGGCCCACAUCAGAGUGCCCCCUUACAUCAGGGUCCCCAUCAGAGUGCCCCUUUACAUCACUGUCCCCAUCAGAGUGCUCCCUUGCAUAAGGGUCCCCAUCAGAGUGCCUCUUUACAUUAGGUGUCCCCAUCAGAUUGCUCCCUUACAUCAGGGUCUGCUUCAGAUGCCCCCAUCAGAUUACCCCCUUGCAUCAGCUGUCCCCAUCAGAGUGCCCUCUUACAUCAGGGUCCCUUACAUCGGUUUCCCUAUCAGAGCCUCCCUUACAUCAAAUGUCCCCCAAUAGAGUCCCUCCUUACAUAUGAUCAGUUAUCCCCUUAAGAGUCCCCCCUUACAUGGGUUGUCCCCAUCAGCGUGCCUCCUACAUCAACUGUUUGCAUCAGACUG
Messenger RNA from Staurois parvus, 560 nucleotides. The record is from the annotation of a GenBank genome assembly. Lineage: Eukaryota; Metazoa; Chordata; Amphibia; Anura; Ranidae.